CUCUCGCAGGAGGUACGGCGCCUACGCGGGCUUGUGUCCGCGGCGGAGGAGGCGCUUGACGCAGUCGCGGGGUGCAGCGAGGUGGCCCAGCGCCUGCGGGCGGUUUUGCCCCUGCUGCAGGCCAAGCUGGAGGGCCGCGCGCCCACAUGGCCGGAGGUGUUGCGGCGGAAUGUCGCCAUGCACGCCGAUGCCAGCGACAUUGACGUCUCCAUUGCGGGUGCCGCCGCAUUGCGCAAGGCCCAGCACGGGCCACGGCUCGAGGUUCGGAUCACGCAGAAGAUGGAGACGCCCGAGGCCCCCUUGGGACAGUCGGCUGGGCUCCUGGACGACACUGUGGUCGUCCCUUCGGAUCUCGCCGCGGGGCUUUGGGAAGUGUUCGAGCCGUUGCCGCAGGAGCAGGUCGUGGCCGAUGGCUCCGAGAAUUUGAGAGAGGAGCCCGUGUCGGAGCCUAUGGCGUUACCUCAGGAGCAG
Prorocentrum cordatum is the source of this 471-nucleotide messenger RNA. Lineage: Eukaryota; Dinophyceae; Prorocentrales; Prorocentraceae. The record is from the annotation of a GenBank genome assembly.